Messenger RNA from Uloborus diversus, 3119 nucleotides. RefSeq names its product hamartin-like (gene Tsc1). Lineage: Eukaryota; Metazoa; Arthropoda; Arachnida; Araneae; Uloboridae. Bases 219 to 3119 code for a protein of 966 amino acids. The transcript has 22 exons. The record is from RefSeq and is a predicted model, not a curated record. Gene Ontology annotation, biological process: negative regulation of cell population proliferation; negative regulation of TOR signaling; regulation of cell cycle. Gene Ontology annotation, cellular component: TSC1-TSC2 complex.
UUAAAAACGUAUUUUAAACUUAUACCUGCUUCUAACGAAAUUAUUCGUAGCGAAAGCAUAUUUUGUAAUUUAUUGUAAUGUUAUUUUAUUGCAUGAAGUUUCAUAAAAUGUUCAACUUUCUUUUUUACUCCGUUUAAAUGUUCGUUUGCAAGUUAAGAAGCUGUUCUUAUCUCAGAACAUUUUUUCCCUCUACUUAAGGAAAUUUGGAUAUAUUCGAAAUGUAUCAGAGGAAGGAGAAGGUGGAGAGGCACAGCAGCCAAGAGGGGGUCUUGGAGCUGGUCAGCCUCUUGGAGUCCUCCAAUCCAGACAUCGUGGACAGCGUCAAGAACCUUAUCUGCGAAAAUCUGUCCACCUCGAAAGAUUCGAGGCUUCUCUAUGGCCUGGUGGAUUACUUCAUUGCGGUGCAGUCCAAUCGUUCGCUGGACAUCUUGCUGCGUGUGAAGGAUCCCCACGACAAGCACCUGUUCGACAGAAUGAACGAGCUCCUGAAGAGCGAGCCCUCUCGCUACCAGACCCUCCAGCUCCUCUGCGGACUGGUGUACAAGCAACCGUCCUGGUUGCACAAGAUUUCUCAGCACAAGGUCAUGAACACCGUCUUCAACAUCCUCAAGAAUGAUGUGGAGCCCCCCAACCUGAUAGCGGCCCUGUUUGCCGUGAUCUGCCUCCUCCCCAUGAUCCCCUCCCAGAUGGGGGGCUACCUGGGGGACACUUUCGAUGUCUUUUCCCGCCUGGUGGCCUGGAAUUACAAGAAGCCAAGUACAGUUCCCGAAACCUGCGUGUUGCACCUCCAGAUAGGAGUGUACUCCUUAUUCCAUCGCCUGUACGGGAUGUUUCCCUGCAACUUCUUGGCCUAUCUUCGCUCCUACUACGGCGGGAGGGACUACAAUGCGGACAACUACAGGGUCUUCUCUUCAUUCAUCAAGCCAAUGCUGGAGCGUGUGAGACUGCACCCCCUUCUGGUCACUGCUUCUAAAGAAACGGAACUGAGUGCCAACAGAUGGAAGAAAAUGGCCUACCACGAUAUCAUCGUGGACUGUGCGUCCAUUUCCCUCGAUGCUGUGGAAGGCACCAGGGAGACACUCAAGAGCCAGGACCUACUACAGGGCAGCCCACACUUUGCCAGAGACAGCCUGCAGUUCAUCAGCCUGAGCAGCCAGAGUAGUGUGGUGUCUACCAACGAGGCCUCUCUGGGGACCAGUGGGGUCAUGUGGUCCCCUUCCCAUGCCUGUGGAUUCUCCACCCCUCCCCCCUUCGCCCCUCCAAAGGGCGAGAGAGAGUUGAAGACUCGAUCAUCCAUCGAGGAGGAUCAUGCAGUGGAUCAUGCAGUUGAAGCCAAACCAGAGGUGUUCAGGAGUGAGCCUGACAAGCAGAGCUCUUUGACGGAAAAGCCUGCACCUGAGACCACUCCUAAAAGUGGGAAGAGUGCAGAGGGCGAAGAUUCCAAAGAGAAUGUUCCGGUGGCCAGCAUUUUCCAAGCCGUGGAAGCCAAAGAGGAAGACACGGACAAGGAAGUGUCUGAGCUCACGGGGGGCCGGGAGCCCUCCCGGGGGGAGGGGCGCCACGACACCCCCUUCUGCUCGACCACGCUCAACCUGACGGACGAGCCGCCCCCCGCGGAGGGGGAGGCGGCCCCCCAACCCAAGGGGAGCGAGGAGGAGGGGGAGGAGAUGUUCAGCAGCCUACAGGAGGGGGACGGCGAAGCCUUCGUGCCCACCUUCAACCGGUUCAGGUACUUCAGCCACUGCGGGCCUCCCCCGGACAUCCCCCAGGAGCCCGUCGGCAAGCGGAAGCUGGCCCGCUCCCGCUCCUGCCCGGAAAUGUCCGCCCCGGAUCCGGGACCCACCGCCGCCGCCCGGGCGGAAGCCUCCCCCCACCACCCCGCUGCGGCGGAUGCGGACGCCUCGGUGGCACCCCCCGAUGCGGAGAGGGCCGGGUACGAGCAGCUGAUCCCCCUGGCCGUGGCGCCCCAGCCCCUCCCGGGUUCCGCGGGCGCCCCUCCCGCCCCCCUCUUCUCCAGCCUCUCCCCGCCCGAGCUGCUGGACGACUACGUGCGGAUGGGCAGCGGCGCCUACCUGGCCCGGCCCAGCCCCAUACCCAUCCCGGCCAUGAAGACCACCGACUGGACGCACUUCGACGGCCCUCCUCCCGCAGAUGAAGUGACCAUCCUGCGCAACGAGGUACUGCUCCUGUACAGUCAGCUGCUGUUCGAGAGGCACCGCAAGGAUGUGCACAGUGAGCGAAACCGCAGGAUCCUGGGAAGGGCCAAGAGGGCCAGGAUGCAUGAUGAGCUGGUGGAUGCCUUGAAGCAGCAAAUCAGCCUGCUGGAAAAGGACAACCAGGACAUGAAGAGCGAGAAUGAUUCCCUCACGAGCCUCAUCCAUCGAGUUCAGAGCGAAAAGCAACAAGUGGUGGCCGAACUCAAGUCUCACGUGGCGAAGCUGGGCAAGGAGAACAGCCUGUUGUCUUCGGCAAACGAGAAACUAAAGAGUCUCCUGAGCGCCAAAAAGGAAGAGAACGACCAGCUCCGAUUGCUGUGCCAGCACUGCCAGAGCGAGAGCCUGGACUUGAGGGCCGAGCUGGAAAUGGCUCGAAGGGAGACGGAGAGAUGCGAGAGCUUCAAGAGGGAUGCCAUCUACACCUCCAAGCAGCUGAUCUUGCUUCAGGAGCUCAACUCCCACUACAGGGACAAGCUGGAGCUGAUGAGGGAGAGGCCCUCCCCAGACAUAGGGAGGGUGCUCCUGGAGGAGGCAGAGAGGGCGGAGCUCAAAGACCUGAAGCAGAAGCUGGACUCCAAGACAUGUCUCCUGGAUGCCACCAAGGGUAGGAUUGCGGAUUUGGAGUCUUCUCUUGCUGCCAUGAAAGCAAAACAGAAGGAGCAAAGUCAGGUGGUGGAACGCAUCAAACGAGUUCAUCAGGAUGAAGUGGAGAUCAGGGAAGAGCGCCUGAGAGACUUGAGGAAGAUCACCGUUCAGAAAGACGUCUAUAUUCUGGAGCUUCACAAGGAUAUCGAAACCCUCCAGCAGAAAUUGAUCAAAAUGGAGAGAACGAGGGACAGUCUCCCUUCCACAUCCCAGGAUGCCGGAAGAAAGACCGGUGCCGAAGAAUCUUGUGUGCAAUGA